UGCGCCGGCCGAAGCCGGAAGCGGCGGCUGUCGGAGGAACCCGGUGAGCGAUCUGGUGCUGGCCGGCGGGGGCAUGGCUCCGGACUCGGUGCUGGGGCUGCGCAGCCGGUGGCCGUCGCGGUGGCUGCGGGCGCUGCUGCUGCUGCAGCUGCUGCGGUGGAGGUCCGCCCUGGGCGGGCUCCCUUUCGGCAGCAGUCGGCAGCCGGGCUUUGCGGACCUCCUGUCGGAGCAGCAGCUGCUGGAGGUGCAGGACUUGACCCUGUCUCUGCUGCAGGGCGGAGGUCUGGGGCCGCUGACGCUGCUACCCCCCGACCUGCCGGAUCUGGAGCCCGAGUGCCGGGAGAUGCUGAUGGACUUCGCCAAUAGCAGCGCCGAGCUGACCGGGUGUCUGGUGCGCAGCGCUCGGCCCGUGCGCCUCUGCCAGACCUGCUACCCGCUCUUCCAACAGGUCGCCAGCAAGAUGGACAACAUCAGCCGAACCUUUGGGGUGGGUAGAGAAGCAUCCCCGGCACCUGUGCCGAACAGCAAGUGUGAGAACUUGGUGCUGGGAGAGUUUGUUUAUGAAAGGCUAGAGCGGGUGAGCAAGGUGGCCUGUGACCCAAGUUUGCACUGGGCAGAGCUAGGGGCUGAGGGCUUAGCGGGAAAUGCCACGGAUUUUAGUCUGAAACCAGCAGGACCGUCCCUGGACUCGUCUUUGGAAAGAUCGUUUUGGCAACAUGGGCCUGGGAAGUGGGAGGAAGAGGAGGAUACGAGGGAGAUGAAUGAGACUGUGGUGAAAGAAAUGGUGGCGGCUAAGCCGCGGGUGCCACUGCGGGACGGAGAAAUAGCCUCAUCUCGCCGGGCCAGAGGGAAGAUCCUCAAAAGUCCACACACGUGCCAUCGCCCUCCAUCUUCCAGCGCCCACUCCCGGCCCCGUUUCAGCAGUCAUGCGGUGUCCAGUGUGCGCCUGCGCUACCAUGGGCGCACAUACAGUCUUCUCCCACCGAAGAAUUACUCCGAAGUGUGCAAGAACUGUAACGAUGCAUACAAAAUGCUGAGCGCCCUGUACAGUGAAAUGCAGAAAAUGAACGGGCUUGAGAGUAAGGCUGAGCCCGGGACGCACUUGUGCAUUGAUGUGGAAGACGCAAUGAACAUCACUCGGAAGCUGUGGAGUCGCACCUUCAACUGCUCGGUCACCUGCAGUGACACGGUGUCUGUGGUGGCUGUCUCUGUGUUCAUCCUCUUCCUGCCCGUCGUCUUCUACCUUAGUAGCUUUCUUCACUCUGAGCAAAAGAAACGCAAGCUCAUUCUCCCCAAACGUCUCAAGUCAAGUACCAGUUUUGCCAACAUUCAAGAAAAUGCCACCUGAAACCAGCAAAAUGGGGACUCGACCUCACAUCGCGUGAGUCAGGAAGAAGACGAACCAGGAUCUGACAAAUCACCUUCUUAUGAAAUGCCAGGGUUACAGAUUUAUAAUUUAUUCUGAAUGACAGUUUUCAGAUUUUCCUUUCCUGUAUUUUUAAUUUCCAAGCAUAGCAAUGUUACAUAUUUUCAGGUAUGUCAUAGAGUAACCAUUGAGGACUUUGUUUUUGCAAGCACACGACUACUUGACACUUCUGAUGUCUCCUCAUUGACACAAGUACACAAACACAAGCAUUUACACAGUAGGCGUGGAUCACUGAUCUCGAGAUAGAAAGAGACUUGCCAAAUGGGAACAGGCCCAAGGAGUAACUUAAAUGACUUUCCACUGCAGUAUUAUUGUUUAUGUACAUAUAUAAAUAUUUAAUAUAUCAUACAUUAAAAUAAUGUACUCUCUAGUUUCCCUUAAGUCAUUUUUGAAACCACUAAUUACAAGCCUCCUUAACAAUUUUCAGAAGCGAUGAGCCACAUUAUACAUUUAUCUUUGUUAAAAGAUUUAUGGUAAUGGGUUUUCUUACUUGACUUUUAUAAAUAGUAUUUUACAUCUUAUUUUUGCCUUUAUUUCCUAAGUAAUUUAAAAUCACUGGACUGCUUUAUUAGCCUCAGGACAAGAUGGAUUCAUUUUAUGCCGUGGAUUUGCAUUGUGAAUUUCACUAAAUUAUUUGGCAACCCACAACUUACUCUUUGAAUGAAAUGUAGCACAGGUGUGUCACACUGUGUUUAAAUUGUGGUUUUUAAUGAAAAUUUCAUCUUGGAAUAUUUGGAGAGCUGGGGAGAGAUGAAGGAGGAAUACAGGAGUUCAGGGAGUGGGCGGGGCCUGAGAGGAUGCUCACAGAGAAAGGCGCUGCCUGGUUUAUACUGGAGGUGAAUUGGAUGACAGUCUCACGCAGGAAGCGCUUCAGUUAAGGUGAUAUCCCUCCAAUUAUGUAAAGGAUGAAAGGAAUAUGACCGAAAAUGAAAUUACACCUUCUCCUGUCAGAAAGCAAGGUCUGCUUGGAAUAUUUUCAGCAACCUUUAAAACAAUGUUUCAUUUCAGGAUCAUUCAGUUUUAUUUCUCAGGAUAUAAGAGCUGAAGAUUUUGUUUGUUAAUUCUUUGUUUCUCGGUAGGAACAGGCUUUGUUUUAAAGGUUGUAAAUAAGGAGGCUCCUCUGUCUGACUGCUUAAGGAAAUGUGAGUCCUUCACAGACUGUAGUACGCUCCAGAAGGAGACAGGAGUUGUUUCAUGUUUUUAUAUUUUUUACCACACAUGCAGAAUGUGAGAGCAGGCUCACCCUUGGGUGUGUGACAAUCAGAUGACGCUGUCCCAGCUCUUCUGGGCUGCUGUGAUCCACUUAAAUGUGCUGACACUGUUCCUGCUGCUGUUACUAACUAAGGUCACGUGGUUGAGGGCCUUUGAAAGCAAUCUUCAUUAAUGCAGAUAGAACCAGUUUACAUGUGCAAACUUAGCAGAGUAACGUAUUUGAAUUGUGAGUAGUGAAUCCUUGAGCACCUUUCAAUACUGCUGUAUAAACCAUUGCUUCUGAAUAAAAAGCUAAUGAGCACUUUGACAAUUCAGCCUUUGCUGUUUUUCUCCUAAGGUCUCUGCUCUCUAGAAGUUGCAUCAGAAAUAGAUUUGAAAAAUAUAUGUUAAGAGCUCUACUGAAGUGCAGAAGAAUUUUGUAUUUGUGGUCAUGAAAAACGUACAUAGUUCUGAAUACUGAGCACAUAGGGUUAUGUGUAUGCACAAGAAAACCUUUUUUCUUAUGCUUUACAAUAAAGGAAAUAACAAGGAAA
Molecule: messenger RNA, 3171 nt
Organism: Peromyscus leucopus (white-footed mouse)
Lineage: Eukaryota; Metazoa; Chordata; Mammalia; Rodentia; Cricetidae
Gene: Ostm1
Product: osteoclastogenesis associated transmembrane protein 1
Exons: 7
Coding region: 74-1348 (424 amino acids)
Biological process (GO): osteoclast differentiation
Cellular component (GO): cytosol
Source: RefSeq, a predicted model, not a curated record